GUGACAUACCGCAUUAAGAUGGGUCCCAUAGAAAUCGAAAUGUGGAUCGUCUCCUUCCCUAUCUUAUCCAGGAUAACGAUAACAACACUCUCUCUCUCACUGCAAGAGCGCGAAACAGAGUAAGGCUCACUUUGUUUUAGCUUUCUCCUCUACUUCGAUAAUGCCGUUUGCUCCUUCCUUGUUGUCAUCGUCUUCCUCAGUCUCUCAAUUUCUUCCCAGAUUCCCCAACGCGACUAGAUUCAAUGUAACUCCACGGAGCAGAGCCGCCACCGUCGUCGCGGCAUCCGUCACCGACCUAGCCGGGGUCGACAGUACAACAAUCGCCGUACUCGGUGGAGGAUCCGUAGCAGCACUCGCGGCGAUGGUUUCCUUAACGGAUCCGGAGAGGAGGCGGAAAUUGCAGGCGGAGGAAGUUGGCGGAGGCGAUAAGGAGGUUGUGAGGGAGUAUUUCAAUAGCACGGGGUUCGAGAGGUGGAGGAAGAUCUACGGUGAGACUGAUGAAGUGAAUCGAGUACAGAAGGAUAUUCGACUCGGUCAUGCUAAGACGGUGGAGAACACGAUGCUUAUGCUGACUGAAGAUAGAUCCUUGGCCGGUGUCACGGUUUGCGACGCCGGUUGUGGAACCGGUUUGCUCUCGAUUCCACUUGCUAAGGAAGGAGCAAUCGUCUCUGCUUCCGAUAUUUCUGCUGCUAUGGUUGCUGAAGCUGAGAUGAAGGCAAAGGCACAACUACCAUCAGAGAAUUUACCAAAAUUUGAGGUGAAUGAUUUGGAGAGCCUAACUGGGAAGUAUGAUACCGUUGUAUGUCUCGACGUGUUGAUACAUUACCCGCAGAACAAAGCAGACGGAAUGAUCGCACAUCUUGCUUCUUUAGCAGAGAAGAGAGUGAUUCUGAGUUUUGCUCCAAAGACUUUUUACUAUGAUAUCUUAAAGAGAAUUGGAGAGCUUUUCCCAGGGCCAUCAAAAGCUACAAGGGCGUAUCUACACUCGGAGGCGGAUGUGGAAAGAGCGUUGGGUAAAGUCGGCUGGAAAAUCAGCAAGAGAGGACUCACUACCACACAGUUCUACUUCUCUAGGCUCAUCGAAGCUGUUCCAAUGUAGACCAAUUUGAAAACUAGAAAUCAAAUUUGACGGUUAGCUUUCCGUUUGGAACUUUUGCAGUAGAUCUCUGUAUAGCAUAUUCCGAGAAGGAUUUUCGUGGAAGACAUGCAGAUUCUCCUAAAUUCGCUGAAGAGAUUCUCAUAAACUCUUCUUAUAUACUAGGAGGACGGUCUGUACAAACUUGCACUUCUGCAGACCCUAAUUGAUAAUUGGCCAAAAUGUUCAAUGUAAUCAACGUUAUUUGUUGUGCUGCUUAACUGUGUCCAAAAACAUGUCUAUACUUUUCUACCCAUUCUUGUGCAUAGUUUAAAAUAAAAAGGAAAUUGAAAUAAAAUGACAAAAUGAGUCUUGUUGAGCAAGAAAAUAUAAAGGAUAUUAAACA
Messenger RNA from Arabidopsis thaliana (thale cress), 1481 nucleotides. RefSeq names its product magnesium-protoporphyrin IX methyltransferase (gene CHLM). The transcript is spliced from 3 exons. Gene Ontology annotation, molecular function: magnesium protoporphyrin IX methyltransferase activity. Gene Ontology annotation, biological process: chlorophyll biosynthetic process. The coding region runs from base 161 to 1099 and encodes 312 amino acids. Gene Ontology annotation, cellular component: chloroplast thylakoid membrane; chloroplast membrane. Lineage: Eukaryota; Viridiplantae; Streptophyta; Magnoliopsida; Brassicales; Brassicaceae. The record is from RefSeq and is marked reviewed.